AUGAGUCAUCCAGCUAAUUCCAGCUCCAGGAAACCUGCAGUAUGGGAUUGUCCAGCUGCCCUCAGAGCCAUAAUCGUGGUUACAAUGGUCGUCGUCAUCGCCCUAGUAGCAGCUUUGAUAGUGGUAACAUCUAAGCAGCCUCCUCCAUGCCCCCCUGCUGCCCCCUGGUGCCCGGACGGCUGGAUCCGGAUCCAAGGGAAAUGUUACUAUUUUUCUAAGGCUGAGGAGAACUGGACCUACAGCCAGAGCUUCUGCUCGUCACACGCUGCCUCCCUUGCCGGGAUUGAGAGUCCGCAGGAGCUGGAUUCCCUGCUGCCAUACAGAGGCAAACUGGACCACUGGAUCGGCCUCUGGAAGGACACGGGCCAGGUCUGGAAAUGGGCCAACGGGACCAAGUUUGACCAUCGGUUUGAAAUAGACAGCGGAGCAGACUGUGCGUACUUGGAUGAAGAUAUCACUGUGAUCAGCUCAAGCUGCAGCACACCAAGAAAAUGGAUCUGCAGUAAACCUGAUACCCCUGGGAAGGGAGAGGAGCGAGCGGUGGGAGGGGAUUCCUGAACUCAAGAGAAUCGCAGACUAGCUGUGACAAAGCCUGGUUCUGGUCCCCUCCAUGCUGCAGCCUGGUUCCUUGUUUCUUAGUCUGCCUCCAGGAUUUUAUCCAGUCCUAGUUGUCAAUUACCCUAAUGCUGCCGUUUGUGACCCUUCUCUCGGGGAGGCUGUCACAGUUUCAGUGUGAAUACAGCUGUGAUCACCUUCCCCCAUGGAGCAGAACACAAGCAGAGAGAAGCCAUUCAUACAUUUAACACACUGGUCCCCAAAGAGACUGCGGGGGGUUGCAAUGUCCCAGAUUCUCAGACCCCCUCACUGCUGGGGAUCAUCUCCUCAGCACCAGCCUUGAAAUUUCCCCCCUUGCUCAAUUCAUCCCAUUGGCUCCUGUUGCUCCCUGGUGCCUUCAAUGAUUUCCUGCCCUUCUGGGGUUUGUACACUUCACACUGGGUCAUGGCUCCUUGCUGUAGCCACAAACUGCAACGCCUGCCUUUGUGCAGACAGCCUCCCUGCAACCCCUUGGGUGCCAGAGAUCGGCUUGGGCCUUGGGCCCUCCG
Messenger RNA from Mauremys reevesii (Reeves's turtle), 1103 nucleotides. Its product is annotated as C-type lectin domain family 2 member D-like. The transcript is spliced from 6 exons. The coding region runs from base 1 to 558 and encodes 185 amino acids. NCBI's taxonomy places the organism in Eukaryota, Metazoa, Chordata, Testudines, Geoemydidae. The record is from RefSeq and is a predicted model, not a curated record.